ACAGUGACAGACCCCAUGCCUCUGAAGCUGAGUGAAAGGGUAGAAUGUGAAGCUGAGUGAAGGGGUAGAAUGUGACCUCUUUUUCAGCUAAGAUAAAGGAAUUAUUUCAUAGAACAGCAGGCCUCAUCAAAAGGAAGUUUCUGCUCUUUAUUCUGUGUUUUGGUUAGUCAACCGCUAGCUAUCAGUGACAGUGAAAGACAAGGACAUACAGCCAGAGGAAACAGCCAAAGCCUUAAAGAGAUGUCUGGUGGUCCCUUCUCCUGCUUCUCCAAACAGGGAAUACUACUCGUCCUACUCUCUAACCUCCAUUAUGUUGUGGGUGUUCCUCUGAUCAUCAACAAGAGAGUGGGGGACUCCGUGGAGCUGCUGGCAGGCUUAGAGACGGGACAUUUCAAAUCCUUGGUGUGGAAGUAUAUGAGAAAGGAUAUUGCAGAAUUCAACACAGAAGUUGUAUAUUCACCUGGAUCCCAGUUUGUGGGGAGACUAAAGAUGAACACCAAAAACUUCAGUUUAACAGUCAGAGAACUGACACUGCAAGACUCAGGGGAUUUUCUACACAGUAAGACCAUCACUCUGAAGGUCCACGAGCCUAUAUCCAAGGUGGUGAUCCAGACAGACAUCAAGCUAUUGGCCAACUGCUCCUGUACGGUACGGUUGGUGUGCAAUGUGUCCUGCUACCCCAACCUUACCUACACCUGGGAGAGAAACAAUGAGAUCUACGGGGACGCCCAGCAGAUUUACUUCUCUCUCUCACCAGCAGAGAGAAACAUUAGUGUAAAGUGCAACGCCUCCAACCUAGUCAGUUGGAAAACUGCCUUUGAGAUGGAAAAGUGUGGUAAUGACACAACCACUCCAGAAUAUGUGACAGGACUGGUGUGGUAUACCAUCUACAUCGGAAUAUCAGUGGGAGGCGCUGUGUUGAUCCUCACUGUAGCUGUGGCAGUGUGCUACUGCAGGGGCCAAAGUAACACAGAAGAUCUAAUUGACAACACAAUAUAUGCUGAUGUUAUGGACAACACAAUAAUUAGAGAUACAAGAUCAAACAGUCAUGUAAACCCAAUAUCCAUCUAUGAAACUGUCAAUGAUCUGGUUAUCCCAAGAUUGAACAAGCUGCAGACUCUGUAUGAUAAGAUCACAUUUGGACGCCCAGAAGGCCCCCCUUCUCCCUACCAGGAAGUACUGUGA
This is a messenger RNA of Oncorhynchus keta (chum salmon), 1185 nucleotides long. RefSeq names its product natural killer cell receptor 2B4-like. NCBI's taxonomy places the organism in Eukaryota, Metazoa, Chordata, Actinopteri, Salmoniformes, Salmonidae. The record is from RefSeq and is a predicted model, not a curated record.